Messenger RNA from Fukomys damarensis (Damara mole-rat), 1697 nucleotides. RefSeq names its product zinc finger protein 660 (gene Znf660). Gene Ontology annotation, biological process: regulation of transcription by RNA polymerase II. NCBI's taxonomy places the organism in Eukaryota, Metazoa, Chordata, Mammalia, Rodentia, Bathyergidae. Gene Ontology annotation, molecular function: DNA-binding transcription factor activity, RNA polymerase II-specific; RNA polymerase II cis-regulatory region sequence-specific DNA binding. The record is from RefSeq and is a predicted model, not a curated record. The coding region runs from base 576 to 1565 and encodes 329 amino acids. The transcript has 4 exons.
GCGAACCCUGGGGCACUGCCAUUCAUUUGUUCACAAAACAAGUGCUCUUGGAGCGUCUGUGCAGGCUAAGCUCCGGGGAUCCAGUUUGUACCAGGCGGAACUGUGUUCUGGGAAGGAAGAAAAGCAACUCUCUCGAAGGGUUGGAGGCCGUCUGAGCACCUAAUAACUAAAAAUUGGUGAUUCGAGACACACUGGGAGCUUCCCCACUGAGCCCAAGGGGGAGAUCAGCAAGGUCCGUGCUGGCCAGAUCUUUGGUGAGCAGCUGCUGUAUGUAGGAGUGAGGGUGUUUCCUCCUAUUCUUCACUUAGUUGCAGUUAAUGACCAAAGGCCAUGUGACCAUUGCUCAGAAGGACCCAAACAAAUGACACUGGUGAUGAAAGGCAUACAGCUUGCCUUGAUGGUGAAACUGGGACUGAGGAGAUGUUGAUUCCAAAGCAUCAUUCCUGAAAAAUCUGAAUUACGUUGUACUCAGGAGAAUCUUACGGAAGUGUUGCUAAGGAAGUCACAUUCUCCAAAGCUCCCUGAAAGGAAGAAGAAGACUGGAGAGACCAUUGGAAUGGUCCAAGCAUGAGAAAAUGAGAAAGACAAGAAGCUUCAAAAACAGGACAUUUAAGGACAACAAAACACACACUGCUGUCAGUGACAAAGAAUCUGAAAAAGAUGAUAGUCAGUGUGAUGAGCCCACAGCAAAUGAGAGACCUGUGGCUGAGAAGAGACAGUAUGUAUGCACCGAGUGUGGGAAAGCCUUCAGUCAGAGCGCCAACCUCACAGUGCAUGAGCGAGUCCACACCGGAGAGAAACCGUAUAAGUGCAAGGAGUGUGGGAAGGCCUUCAGUCACAGUUCCAACCUCGUGGUUCAUCGGAGAAUCCACACUGGACUGAAGCCCUACACAUGUAGUGAAUGUGGGAAAUCCUUCAGUGGAAAGUCCCACCUCAUCCGGCACCAGGGAAUCCACAGCGGGGAGAAGAUAUAUGAAUGUAAGGAGUGUGGGAAAGCUUUUAGUCGGAGCUCAGGGCUCAUUUCUCACCACAGAGUUCACACGGGGGAGAAGCCCUACACUUGUACUGAGUGUGGGAAAGCCUUUAGCCGGAGUUCAAACCUUACUCAACAUCAGAGAAUGCACAAAGGAAAAAAAGUUUACAAAUGUAAGGAGUGUGGGAAGACGUGUGGUUCUAAUACAAAGGUAAUGGACCAUCAGAGAAUUCACACUGGGGAGAAGCCCUUUGAGUGUGACGAGUGUGGAAAAGCUUUCAUUUUAAGUAAGACCCUUCAUGAACACCAGAGACUUCAUCGUAGGGAGAAACCUUACAAGUGUAAUGAGUGUGGGAAAGCCUUUACUUCUAAUCGAAACCUCACUGAUCACUGGAGAGUGCACACUGGAGAGAAACCUUAUAAAUGCAAUGAAUGCGGGAAAACUUUCAGGCAGACUUCUCAAGUUAUUCUACAUUUGAGAACUCACACUAAGGAGAAACCCUAUAAGUGUGAAUGUGGGAAAGCCUAUCGUUACAGCUCACAGCUUAUUCAACAUCAGAGAAAACAUAAUGAGGAGAAAGAAACCUCAUAAAUAACAAAUAUUGUUGGUAAUAGGGCUACUUUUCUGAAAAGCAAGUAGUAUCAGUAACCUUCAUUCUACUUCUAAGAGUCCAUAUAGAAAAAAUAAUAGAAGAGGUGCCAGGUGUGGUGGUGGACACCUGUA